This is a messenger RNA of Brassica rapa (field mustard), 1670 nucleotides long. RefSeq lists its product as uncharacterized. Gene Ontology annotation, molecular function: protein binding. Lineage: Eukaryota; Viridiplantae; Streptophyta; Magnoliopsida; Brassicales; Brassicaceae. The record is from RefSeq and is a predicted model, not a curated record.
GAUUUGAUGACAUCAAUUGUUAAAAUUUUUAGAUGGUAAAAUCUUAAUAAUAAAAUUUAAUAUCAGAAAAAAUUAAAAUCAGUAAUUGACCCCUAAAUACAUUUGUAAAUAUUAAAUUUUAUUUCAGCAAUUAUAUUAUAUUUUCAGAAAAAAUUAUAUUAUCUAAAAUCUAGUUUUAAAAGUAUUCAGAAAAAUGAAAGUUGAAAAAUUCUCAAGGCAUUUAGGAAAUAUUCUCCGAAGAUUCUCCAAAGAAAUCACAAAUUUUUUUUUGCAUAUUGUUUGGGUGUUUUCCGAUACAAAUCCAUAAAUAGGCAUCAAUCUCAAAAUAAAGAGAAUUCUACGGCAACGAUUCCUAUUUUGCUGCUAUGUUAAGAAAAAAAACCUUUUUCCUCAUUUUUUGUUUUCCUUUGUAGAAACAAGUCAGGAAAAUUCAAUUUGAUCAAAAACCUUCUCUCUUCCUCUUUCUUCUUCAUAAGAAAACUAAUUGCAUUAGUACUCUCUAACAUCGUCCGAAGAAGGAAGAGGCUAGGGCAUCCACUUUCUUUUCUAUUAAUAUUUAAUUUUACAAGAAACCUUAAAAAAAAAGAGAUCCAGGGCGGCAAAAAUGUCAAUCGGAGGGAGGAGUAAAGUGAAGUUCAUGUGCAGUUUCGGCGGCAAAAUCCUCCCUCGUCCUUCCGACGGCCUUCUCAAAUACGUCGGCGGCGAAACUCGCGUCAUCGCCGUCUCUCCAGACAUCACCUUCCUCGAACUCACCAAGAAGCUCACGGAGAUGACAGAGAACGACAUGGUGCUCAAGUACCAAAUCAUCCCUGAAGAUCUCGACGCGUUGGUCUCGGUAAAGUCGGACGAAGAUCUCAAACACAUGAUGGACGAAUACAACCGUCACCAGGAGACUCCCAAGCUCAGAACCUUCUUGUUUCCAACGGUUCAGUUAUGUUCUCCUAUGGAGCCACAGACGAUAGAGCAGCGCUACAUCGAAGCCAUCAACGGCAUUGUUCGCAAAAUCAAAACACGGCCUUCUUUCACGCUCUCUGCUUCCUCCUCUCCCAAAUCUGAAUCGUCGCCAGAUGGGUACGGUAACGAGCAGCCUGAGAUGGGUGGUAGCUACCAGUUGAGCCGGCUUUACCCCAUGCAUAGAGUACGGAGCAGUCCUAACAUCUCACAGCAGCAGCAUAACUAUCACCACCACCACCAUCACAGUGCUUACUUUCAGCAACCUAAUUACUUGACUUGUAGGCUGCGGCCACCACCACCUCCGCCGUUGGAUUUCCCUAGAGGCGCGGGCUGGGGGGAUCCACAGGGUGGGGGUAAUGGAAAGUACGGGUGCAGUGAGGAACGUAGGUUCUGGGGGAGAGCAAGCAGUGUUCCUCAGAGUCCUAGGAACCAUGGAUUUCGUCUCUGAUAUUUCUGCUAACCAUCUGUGUAUGUGUAUGUAUAUAUAUGGUCUUUUGUUUUGUUGUUUUACAGUUUCGACAUCUGUAGUGUGCUCUUCUGCGCCUGCUUAAUAUGGCUGCAGAAGAAGUUUACCAAAGGCUGCAAGAGGUUUGGUUUUAUUGUACAUGUUUUGUAAAGCUGAAAAGAAUUUGUGAAUUCGCUUAAUUGUUUGACUCUUACCAUUUGUUUGCUGCCCAAAAUCACAUUAUUUUUCAUUUAGCUAAGCUUGGUUCUUA